Lemur catta (Ring-tailed lemur) is the source of this 2519-nucleotide messenger RNA. RefSeq names its product cytosolic iron-sulfur assembly component 3 (gene CIAO3). Gene Ontology annotation, molecular function: 4 iron, 4 sulfur cluster binding. Lineage: Eukaryota; Metazoa; Chordata; Mammalia; Primates; Lemuridae. The transcript has 10 exons. The record is from RefSeq and is a predicted model, not a curated record. Gene Ontology annotation, cellular component: cytosolic [4Fe-4S] assembly targeting complex. Gene Ontology annotation, biological process: iron-sulfur cluster assembly. The coding region runs from base 165 to 1829 and encodes 554 amino acids.
ACCAGCCCUGCGGGCCAGAGCCCGAAGGCCCAGAGUUAAGGAGAGGAGAGAGGGGCUGCCCUGCAGGGAUAAGCUGGGGCAGCCUCCUGCCAGGGCUUUCUGGAACUGGCGGUUUCAGGGACGGCAGUGGCCUAGAGAGAGAACGUAAGGAGAUUGAGAGAGAAAUGAACUUUUUUCCGGGCAGUAUGCGGGGAGGUGCCCUCCAUCCAGUCUUUUCCGAGCAAAGCAUUCCUCUUCGUAGCCGGCGUAACACUCUGGUCGCGCCUCCUGUUUAUGCUCAGGAUGAAGGUCGGGGUUGGCAAGAGACGGUGGGACCAGCCUCCGUCCCGAGUGCCUGGCUCAGGGCAGUGCCUCUGUGUCACGUGGCUGGCCGCUGCGCAGCCAGGCUGCCUUCCUCGAAGGCCCGCUUCCGUGGGUACCUCUGCCCACUCACGGGCCCUGGUUCGGGUCUCUUCCUGGUACAGGACUGCAUCAAGCCCGUGAAGGUGGAUAAGAGGCCAGGAAGCGGCGUAGCCAAGAUCCACAUCGAAGAUGACGGGAGUUACUUCCAGGUCACCCAAGACGGCGGGACCCGGAGGCUGGAGAAGGCCAAGGUCUCGCUGAACGACUGCCUGGCGUGCAGCGGCUGCGUCACCUCGGCGGAGACUGUGCUUAUCACUCAGCAGAGCCACGAGGAGCUGCGAAAGGCACUGGACGCCAACAAGAUGGCGGCCCCCAGGCAGCAGAAGCUGGUUGUCGUGUCCGUCUCGCCUCAGUCCAGAGCAUCCCUGGCUGCGCGGCUCCAGCUGAGCCCCACAGACACUGCCAGGAAACUAACCGCCUUCUUCAAAACACUAGGGGUGCACUUUGUCUUCGACACCGCCUUCUCGAGGAACUUCAGCCUCCUGGAGAGCCAGCGGGAGUUCGUGCGGCGAUUCCGAGGCCAGGCCGACUCCACGCAGGCCCUGCCCAUGCUGGCCUCCGCCUGCCCAGGCUGGAUUUGCUACGCUGAGAAGACCCAUGGCAGCUUCAUCAUCCCCCACAUCAGCACGGCCCGGUCCCCACAGCAGGUCAUGGGUGCCCUGGUCAAGGACUUCCUCGCCCAGCAGCAGCACCUGACCCCAGACAAGAUCUACCACGUGACCGUGAUGCCCUGCUACGACAAGAAGCUGGAAGCGUCCAGACCCGACUUUUUCAACCAGGAGCACCAGACGCGAGAUGUGGACUGCGUCCUCACGACAGGGGAGGUGUUCAAGCUGCUGGAAGAAGAAGGUGUCUCGCUGUCGGAGCUGGAGCCGGCCCCCCUGGACAGCCUGCCCAGCGGCGUGUCUGCGGAGGAGCCCACCAGCCACCGGGGCGGGGGCUCGGGCGGCUACCUGGAGCACGUGUUCCGGCAUGCGGCUCGAGAGCUCUUUGGAAUCCAUGUGGCUGAGGUCACCUACAGACCCCUGAGGAACAAGGACUUCCAGGAGGUGACCCUGGAACAGGGGGGCCAGGUGCUGCUGCGCUUCGCCGCCGCGUACGGGCUCCGCAACAUCCAGAGCCUGGUGCAGAAGCUCAAGCGUGGCCGCUGCCCCUACCACUACGUGGAGGUCAUGGCCUGCCCCGCAGGCUGCCUGAAUGGCGGAGGCCAGCUCAAGGCCCCGGACACGCCGGGCAGGGAGCUUCUGCAGCAGGUGGAGCGACUGUACGGCCUGGUCAGGACAGAGGUGCCCGAGGACGCGCCUGGGGUGCGGGAGCUGUACGGGCGCUGGCUGCAGGGCGAGGCCUCGGAGCGGGCCGGCCGCCUGCUGCACACGCAGUACCACGCCGUGGAGAAGGCCAGCUCCGGCCUCAGCAUCCGGUGGUAGGAGGCCGUGAGGGUCUGCCGGAGCCCACCUGCAGCCAGCCAGGACUCCCAGGAAGGCUCACGGGAUGCCCGGCAGCAAGGUGACAUGCUCCAAGGCCCCAGCGCCCUCCCACCAAAUUUGGAGUGAACUGCAGAAUGUGCUGGAACCACACGGGAGGGGGAAGCUGGCUGCACCCAGGAUGGCGGUCAGGGCCCGCAGCAGUCACUGGCCCCACCGGCCUAGCUGCUCUGCGGCUCCCCGCUGGCUCUGCCAGAGUGGGGCAAGGGGACCGAGGAGUCUGAAGGUUCUGUGAGGUUACGGAGACUCUGCCAGCAGCCCAGGGCCAAGUCCCGUGGCACUGCCCCUGCGCCUCCGGCUCACGGUGACCGAAGGGUGGGGAGCAGAGCACAGUGGCUGCCUCACGCCGGACUGCUAGAGUCACCCCCAAAGUCAUAGUGCAGAGCGUGGGAAAUGGGGCAGGACCUGCCUGGCAGGAAGGGGUCCCCUGAAACCAGGUGUCCACUGUCAGGAAGCCGUGGCCCCCGGGGUGAGAGCACGUCUGUUUUCUGGGCCGGGUCUGCUCUCGAAGCACCGGGCGCCCGCUGGUGCUGGGCGUGCCCAGCUGUCUUCGUCCCCUGGCUGGGUUCCUGCCACGCCUGUGUCCCACAGAGCCCCAAGGCUAAUAAAGGCAGCCCCUCCUAAAACACGUCA